This is a messenger RNA of Erigeron canadensis, 1302 nucleotides long. RefSeq names its product F-box/kelch-repeat protein SKIP11-like. NCBI's taxonomy places the organism in Eukaryota, Viridiplantae, Streptophyta, Magnoliopsida, Asterales, Asteraceae. The coding region runs from base 1 to 1302 and encodes 433 amino acids. Gene Ontology annotation, cellular component: nucleus. Gene Ontology annotation, molecular function: protein binding. The record is from RefSeq and is a predicted model, not a curated record. The transcript has a single exon.
AUGCCAGAGGGUGUUUCUAAUUCUUUGGAGGAGGCGGAUAGCCAAGGAUCCAAGAAUUCGAGUCAUAUGAAGGAUGAUAAUAUUGGGAUGGAGACACUGGCAUCUGAGCUGCAAAAGAUGCCAUUAUUAUUGGAAGAUGAUGGUACUAGUGAUGAUCAUGCCCUAGAACUGAAUUUAGCAUAUGGUGAUCAUGAUCAGUUACCAUCUAGAGAAAUCAUCAACAAGAAAAUUAGCGACGAUGAUCUUGGCCUUUUACCGGGAUCACAUGAUUCGGAUGCAAGUAAUUCUUUACCUAGUGCUAUAGGUAGAGAAAACUCGAUCAAGCAAGAUCUUAUCGGCCGCCGCCCUAGGAAUUAUCAUGCCUCUAAUAUUGUUGGUGAUCAUCAUCUAAACCCUAGCAGUGGUGAAAGUGAACAUGAGUAUUGGGUUUAUUUUGCUUGCCAUUUGUUGAAGUGGGAAGCUUUUAACCCGGACACAAAAACUUGGAUGUCUCAUCUACCCGUAAUACAAGCGGACAAAUGCUUUGAGCUUUCGGAUAAAGAGUCAAUGGGAGUUGGGACUCAGCUACUCGUUCUAGGAAAAGACGUUUUAGGUCAGAUCAUCUACAAAUAUAACGUGUUCACGAAUUCAUGGUCAGAAGCGCGGCUUAUGAACAAGCCUAGAUGCUUGUUCGGGUCUGCUAGUCUCGGCAAGACUGCUAUAUUUGCAGGUGGGGUGGAUGGAAAUGGGAAGAUCACAGAUGCAGUUGAGAUCUACGAUAGCGAGACAGGGGCCUGGGAGACGCUUCCCAGCCUGCUUAAACCCCGGAAAAUGAGUUCCGGGGUUUAUAUGGAUGGAAAGUUCUAUGUUAUUGGAGGGAGUGGUGGAAAUGAUAUGAAACCGUAUGAUUGUGGAGAAGAGUAUGACUUGGCAACUAAAAAAUGGAGAGCUAUUCCUAACAUGUCACCCGGUGGUGGUGGGGGUUCAUCGGCUCCACCUCUGCUCGCGGUGGUUGAUAAUGAGUUGUAUGCAGCUGAUUGUGCGGCAAUGGAAGUAAAGAAGUAUGAUAAGAAGAGGAAUUUGUGGUGGAGUAUCGGAAGCUUGCCUGAAAGGGCAAGCAAUAUAGAUGGGUGGGGGAUUGCGUUUCGAGGAUGUGGUAAGCGUGUGGUCAUUGUUGGUGGUCCGAGGACACAUACCGACACUCAUGUCGAUAUAUAUUCAUGGGUCCCUAGCGAGGGACCGCCAGAAUGGACCAUAGUUGGUCGAAAGAAGUCUGAUAGCUUUGUCUACAACUGCGCCAUAAUGUGUUAUUGCUCGAACUGA